Paraphaeosphaeria sporulosa is the source of this 1954-nucleotide messenger RNA. RefSeq lists its product as uncharacterized. Bases 12 to 1796 code for a protein of 594 amino acids. Gene Ontology annotation, molecular function: ADP binding; protein binding. Lineage: Eukaryota; Fungi; Ascomycota; Dothideomycetes; Pleosporales; Didymosphaeriaceae. The record is from RefSeq and is a predicted model, not a curated record. The transcript is spliced from 4 exons.
AGUACGUGGACAUGGCCACCACCUUUGAGAGGUCGACCAACUUCGGCCUGCAGGUGGGAGGCAACUCCGGCCGCAUCGAGGCCCACUUCCACCCCGCCGCUGAACGACCAGAGACCCCACCGAGCCCGUCCUGCGUGCUCCCCUUCCGCCGCGACCCCGAUUUCGUCAACCGCGGCACCCUCCUGGACCAGAUACGCGAGAAGUCGACGGCGCCGGCAUCCCGGAUCGCGCUGGUGGGCCUGGGCGGUGUGGGAAAGUCGCAGCUCGCCAUCGAGCACUGCUACCGCACCGCCGAGCGGUCGCCGGAGACGUGGGUGUUCUGGGUGCAUGCGAGCAAUGCGGCUCGGCUCGAGCAGGGCUUCCGCGACAUCGCCAAUCGAGUCAAGCUCGCCGGGCGCAAGGACCCGCAGGCGGACGUAUUCAAGCUAGCGCACGACUGGCUGCGCGACGAGAAGAAGGGGAAGUGGCUCCUAGUGCUCGACAACGCGGACGAAGCGGCCGUCCUCUCGCCAGUAACCCAGUUCCUGCCUCCAAGCAGGCACGGCGCUGUUAUCGUGACCAGCCGGACCGAGCGGGCGACGUCGUGCCUUGUCGAGAUUGGCGAUGUCAUACCUGUCAAGUCAAUGCGGAAGGCCGAUGCCCAUGCUCUCCUGGCCAGAAAACUGGGAAGCGAGAUCGAGCAGGAUGGCAUGGCUGAGCUGGCGGCAGCGCUGGAACACAUGCCGCUCGCUCUCGUGCAGGCGGCCGCGUACAUCAAGAAGCGCGCGCCGCGAUGCUCGGUGCGGCAGUACCUGGACGAGUUCCGCAGGAACGACGAUACAAAGACCAGUCUCCUAGACUACGAAGCAGGCAGUCUGCGCCGGGACAGGGAGGCUAAGAACUCUAUCAUUAUAACGUGGCAGAUCUCGUUCGACCAUGUACGAGACGUGAGGGAGUCAGCUGCCAAUCUCCUAUCGCUCAUGAGCUUCUUUGACCGGCAGGGGAUACCAGAAUUUCUUCUACACAGCUACGAAGAGCGACACGUAGGGCAGCGCAGCGUAGAGUCUAGUCAAGAAAGCAGAGAGAGGGAAGUCAGCAAACGUGCAUUUGAAGACGACAUCGUCAUGCUGCAGGAGUUCUCUUUCAUCUCCCUUACAAAGACUGCAGACGCCUUUGAGAUGCACAGCCUAGUGCAGCUGGCUACCCGGAGAUGGCUAGGGAGCCAGGGUCAGUUGGAGCAGUGGAAGCAGCGAUACAUAACGAAUCUCUGCGCGGAGUUUCCGCCAGGACGGUAUGAGAACUGGGCAACAUGCCAGGCGCUGUUUCCGCACGCGACGGCAGUAGUAGAGCAGAGACCAAGAAACAAAGAGUGUCUUCAGAAGUGGGCGCUACUGCUGUACAACGCAGCGUGGUUUGCAUGGCAGAGAGGAAGUGCGGGAGAGGCAGAGAUAAUGUGUGUACUUUCAAUGGAAGUUAGGAAAGGGCUAUUUGGCGAAGAACAUAUAGAGACAUUAGACAGCAUAGCGAUGGUGGGGUUGGUGAAGAAGAUGAAGGGCCGGUGGAAGGAGGCGGAGGUGCGGGUGAUGGAGACGAGCUCGAGGGUGCUUGGGGACGAGCAUCCUUCCACGCUGACCAGCAUGAACAAUUUAGCGUUCACUCUUCAAGGUCAGGGCCACUACAACAAGGCUAUUCCUUUACUUGAAAAAUGCUGCCGGCUGCAGCGACAGGUCUUAGGCCCGGACCAUCCUAACACGCGUUCGUCUCUCAAGGCUUUACAAGCGUGGAAGGUCGGAGAACAAACACCAAGUGAUUAUUAGCGAGGCCGCUCAUUUUGGAGAAGUAUGUUUCGUAGGUUGAACACAACGUAAUCGUCAUGCGCGACUACAAUGGGGCAAGUGCUAAAGCAUUUGUAACAUAGGUACGCUUUCUGUAAGAUAUCGCGAUAGAGGAAGAUUAAAGCAUGUAAAUUUUGCGA